GUUCGGCUUUUCCGAAAUAUCAGCAAUUUCCACAAAGCCAUGGAUCUAACCAGGAGUCUAGUGGUGUGAACACAGCCAGGUGAGCGUGGUGGGUCUGGGCAACUUUCCCCCAACCGACCACCAUCAUCAUCUCUUUGAGCCUCACAGGCUCCAGACACUCACACACACCACUGCAACCUGUUUGAGGAAACCCACUCCGACAGUAAGACAGCAGCACACGCAGCGCAACCAUGACAGACAGAGUAACCUUCAGCACACCCAAAGUCACCCCGCGGCCCGCCGCAGGUCCAGUGCUCCCCCCUGAGCCCAUUGACAUCAUCCGCAUUAAGGCCCGCUCUCGGCGGGUCAGGCUUAAUGUUGGAGGUCUCACACAUGAAGUCCUGUGGAGAACACUGGACCGGCUGCCCAGAACCCGUCUGGGACGGCUAAGAGACUGCAACACCCAUGAGUCACUGUUGGAGAUCUGUGAUGACUACAGCCUCAGUGAGAAUGAGUACUUCUUUGACCGGCACCCAGUGGCCUUCUCCUCCAUCCUCAACUUCUACAGAACUGGGAAGCUGCACAUGAUGGAGGAGAUGUGCGCCCUCUCUUUUGGCCAGGAGCUGGACUACUGGGGAAUCGAUGAGAUCUACCUGGAGUCGUGCUGCCAGGCGCGGUACCACCAGAAGAAGGAGCAGAUGAAUGAGGAGCUGAGGAGGGAGGCAGAGACACUGAGGGAGAAGGACGGGGACGAGGCCGAGCACGGCUGCUGUCCUGACAAGAGACAGAAGCUGUGGGAUCUGCUGGAGAAACCCAGCUCAUCUGUGGCUGCAAAGAUCCUGGCUAUGAUCUCCAUCCUGUUUAUUAUCAUUUCCACCAUCUCGUUGUCGCUAAACACCCUCCCGGAGCUCCAGGUGGUGGAUGAAUUUGGUCAGUUCAAUGACAACCCAAGCCUAGCCCAUGUGGAAGCUGUCUGCAUCGCCUGGUUCACCAUGGAGUAUAUACUGCGCCUGCUCUCAGCACCCAACAAGUGGAGUUUCAUCAAAGCCCCACUGAACAUCAUUGAUUUGCUGGCUAUCCUGCCUUACUAUGUGACCCUCUGCCUAACUGAGUCUAACAAGAAUGUGAUGCAGUUCCAGAAUGUGCGUCGUGUGGUCCAGAUCUUCAGAAUUAUGAGGAUCCUGAGGAUCCUGAAGCUGGCCAGGCACUCAACAGGACUCCAAUCUUUGGGCUUCACUUUGCGAAGGAGCUAUAAUGAGUUGGGUCUACUGAUCCUCUUCUUAGCUAUGGGCAUUAUGAUCUUCUCUAGCUUGGUGUUCUUUGCAGAGAAGGAUGAGGAUGCCACCAAAUUCACCAGUAUCCCUGCCUCCUUCUGGUGGGCUACGAUUACUAUGACCACUGUUGGUUACGGAGACAUCUACCCACAAACCCUGUUGGGCAAGAUUGUCGGAGGGCUCUGCUGCAUAGCAGGUGUGUUGGUCAUUGCCCUUCCCAUCCCAAUCAUUGUGAACAACUUCUCUGAGUUCUACCGAGAGCAGAAAAGGCAGGAGAAGGCCAUCAAGAGGAGGGAAGCUCUUGAAAGAGCAAAACGCAGUGGAAGCAUUAUUUCUAUUAACUUAAAGGAUGCUUUUGCACGCAGUAUGGAACUUACAGAUGUGCUGGUGGAAAAGAGAGAGGACAGCAAGUGUCCUGUGGACAAUCACCUGUCACCCAGUCGCUGGAGCUACCACAAACACUACUCCAAUACAGAGGUGGGUAGCCCAAGCAAGUCCCAACAUUCUCAUUACCAGGAAGUGGCUCAGCAGGGCUCCCCUGAACGAGGCAAGCCUUUGUCUAAUAAAACUACGCUUCAAAACCUCAACCCAAAGCGGCUGGAGGAUGCUUACAACAAGACUGCAGCCAUUCAGGAGAAGCAGGAGGAAAUUAUAGAAGAACAGAUGGAGAUGAAAGCAUUGACUUCCCCUCAAGCCCGACAAACUUCUCCUGAAGUCAGCAUUGCUAGAAAAUUCUCCAAUGUGGCUGAUGAUUUUUCAGUGGAAAGAGGAGAAAGAAGCUCUCUGCUCCCCAAUGCUGAAGUGAUUCAAACUGGUGCUAGACACCAGCGCAUCCCUCCUCCCUUGGAUCUAAGUCAGAUCAGCACCAUGGAGGCUAACAGGGGCCCUGACAGCAUCCAGCCAAUGACCAUCAUUAAAGAGGGUUUGUAUGAGUUUGUGUCCAGCCCCAGAGGAAGUGGGACUGGAGAUUCAGGUUUGGUGCCACAAAGUGUGGAAAGCUUUGGGGUUACCUAUGACAGCAUCUCCAGCUCCUUGCAAGAUUAUGGCACCCCUCAAAAGAAAAGAGCCCUCAAGGUUGACCUCAUUGGAUCCCAAGAUGAGGUGCUUAUGGCAGUGAUGACACCUGUAGCAACCCCAGCCUCUGCUGGCUCAGCCAAGCUUGCUCAACUACUCUCUGACGACAUUGUUUCCAGGUUCUCUCCCUCUUCUAGCUCUAUAACCCAGGAAGCUAAGUCUCCACUGGCGAUCCUGCAAUCUCCGAUGCUGGCCCAGCAAUCUGUCAGUCCAAGCAUCUCCCAGGGGGGAGGUGAGGGCUCAGCAGCCAGGAGCUUAGAAGGUGAAGGGCAGCUCACAGGCUUAAGCCACCAGGGGAGGAAUCACAUGGAAAUGUCUGCUGUCGGCUCAGGCAGCAGUGCUAGCCCACUGUCGUCUAAAGCCAGCCCUCUCAACUGCACCCAGGAGCUGGUAACUACGGAAGGAGGGGAGGAAGGAGAAGAGAGGGAGGGAGCAGACCAGAGUGGAGAGAAACGAGAAAAUCACAUUGCUCUGGACAGAAGUGCAACACCACCCUGUGAAACGAGCAUGUGA
Messenger RNA from Epinephelus moara (kelp grouper), 2840 nucleotides. Its product is annotated as potassium voltage-gated channel subfamily B member 2-like. The coding region runs from base 231 to 2840 and encodes 869 amino acids. The record is from RefSeq and is a predicted model, not a curated record. Gene Ontology annotation, cellular component: membrane; voltage-gated potassium channel complex. The transcript has 3 exons. Lineage: Eukaryota; Metazoa; Chordata; Actinopteri; Perciformes; Serranidae. Gene Ontology annotation, molecular function: delayed rectifier potassium channel activity; protein binding. Gene Ontology annotation, biological process: protein homooligomerization; potassium ion transmembrane transport.